CGAAGCUGGUACGCGGAACGGUGCCACGCGGUCUGCUGGAGGCGAUUGCUCGGCUGGAAGACACUGACGCAUACUUUGUUGGCAUGGAUACAGACGCCGCGCUGGCGGUGUGGUCUCUCUAUACCACAAGCGACAGUUGCGACCAUGCGGGCUUACGACAGCGAGACCCUCAUUGCGAUAUGUGGCCAUGUGGCUUGCGAGUGCUUGGUCCCAUAUUGAUUGUUCACGCAGGCACGUCGAAAGAAGAGUUAGAGCAAUCCGUGGCGAGGCGACGUCAACGCGGCGACUUCGUCUGCACACAAGACACUCGCAUGUAUGUGCUGAUCUACGACCGCGACACGCAUCAAGCCCACGUGCGAUUCUCGCCAGCACCUUCCAUGCACACACGCGACCGUGCGCCAUCGACAUGGAACACCAUUCCACUGGAAGCCGUUGCAGACGAUGACGAAGACGAUCCCGUUGAAUUCCUGUCUUCCAUUAAGUGCACCAUGCUUCGAUGCGCCUUUUCGAUCGAGCUCUCGAGGGUGACACCGACAUCACUGGCACCUCCGUACUCGCCUUCCCGCGCGCUGGACGAAUUCCGACGAGCGUUAAUGGACCCAUCGCAGACAUUCUUUGAAUUGCACGCGUCGUUGGGACCAGUCAUGGUCAACCAAGCUGGCGACGUCAUCCGUGGCAAGUUGCCGUCCACGGACUCGCAUCCUGAGCGGCGUUUGCUGUGCGACGUAUUCCCCAAGCAGUUGAAAUCGGCUUGUCGCGGCCUUCCCUACAGCACGUCGCACCAUCCAGUGACGUUGUAUCAGGCAUUGUCCUCAGGCAACUCCGCCGCUCCCACAUGGACAGUGCAUGCCCAUGGAGCGCACGACGCUGCAGUGAUGAUUUCGUUCGAUGCAGUUGCGUGCGUGUCAUGGGAACUACCUCUUGCGGACGCCAUCGCGGCACUCGUAAAGCGCCUCGCCUUGCAGGCGAAGAAAGCGCAGGAUUUUCAAGUUGACCGGCAUGGCGAUGCAAACCAAGCAGUCUCAACGUUGGAGUGCGUGCAGUUUCCGCUCCGCGGCGGGGCGGUCCAUCCCAUUGGGGUGUGGACAUGUGAUCGUCGCGAUCUCUUGCCGUCGCAGCGCCACAACCUGCAUGUGCAUUUUGUGCAGCCGAUGGAUCGGCCAGUGCUGCGACGUCGCUGCCAAUGGCUACAACCCAGCGCCGCCGACGACCAAACAAACGCUGACCGCCCGUUGGUGAAUAUCCAUUUGGGGGCGUCGUUCCCGGCCCAGAGCGCGGUCCCCACCACCCAUCUCGUUCAGGGCAAGGUGGCGUAUUACCACUACCUCCAACAAGGGGUGCAAGAUAAGGGAUGGGGAUGUGCCUACCGCUCGUUGCAAACUCUCGCGUCGUGGCUGUGGCUGAACCAGUACACCGACGUGCCAGUGCCAACUCAUCGCGAGAUCCAAGACAUUUUGUUCAAACUUGGCGACAAACCGCCACGCUUUGUGGGUUCGCGGGGUUGGAUCGGGACUGUCGAAGUCGGAUUCGUCCUGGAAGAGCGAUUUCGUGUGAGCUGCCGAACGAUCUACUGCGCAAGCGGCCGGGACCUGCCGCGCCAUGCACCGACGUUGGCCGAGCACUUUUUAAUCCACGGGUCGCCUGUCAUGAUGGGUGGGGCAUCGCUGGCGUUCACGAUCGUGGGUGUGGCGACGGCACCGACCGCCGACGAGAGAGACCUGCCAGACAUGUGGUUGCUGGUGUUGGAUCCGCAUUACAGCGGCGGCGACGCGGACGUGCAGGCUUUGCUAACCAAGGUUGUGGCCAUGGAAGGGUACAAGGCAUUGCCCGUGGGUUGGCGGCAUGCAUCGUCCUUCCCUCCGACGAGCUUUUACAACCUUUGCCUGCCGCAGCGGCCGGUGCAUCCUGUGUAG
Messenger RNA from Aphanomyces invadans, 1913 nucleotides. RefSeq lists its product as hypothetical. Lineage: Eukaryota; Oomycota; Saprolegniomycetes; Saprolegniales; Verrucalvaceae. Bases 84 to 1913 code for a protein of 609 amino acids. The transcript has 11 exons. The record is from RefSeq and is a predicted model, not a curated record.